AUGCGCCUUAAAAAAGCAGCAAGAAUUAUCUUGAUUGGGGCGCCGGGAGUAGGAAAGGGCACACAGGCAGAACGACUUCUACAGCGAUUUCCACAGCUUUCUGCGAUUAGUUCUGGAGAUUUGUUAAGAGAUCAUGUCAAGAACCGGACUCCUCUAGGAAUCAAAGCGGAAAGUACUAUAAAAUCCGGCUUGCUCGUUCCUGAUGCCAUGAUACUUCGACUUAUUCUUCACGAAUUGAAAACCCGUGGCUGGUUAUUUCCCUCGUCUGCACCAUCGAUGACACUCGCAUCCAAUGCUAUAUCGGCUUCUUCUUCCGAAUUUGACACAGAUAUAUAUGUUGAACAACCAUCACUGGCAGAAGCUGCUUCGCCACCUCAAACAUCCGACGAUCCUUCUGCUUCUUUUAUACUUGAUGGCUUUCCUCGCACGGCCGGGCAAGCCACUCAACUCGAUUCACUCAUUCCCAUAAACCUCGUCGUUUCCCUGAGAACCCCAGCGUCCGUUAUACUAGAGCGCAUUGCGGGACGUUGGGUUCAUGCUCCAUCUGGUCGAGUCUAUAAUACUACAUUCCAUGCGCCCAAGGUUGCUGGGCUUGACGACAUCACUGGAGAAAAGCUUACAAAACGUCCAGACGACUGCGAAGAAACAUGGAAGACGCGGCUCAAGAAAUUCGAAGAGACAAGUGAACCAUUGCUGGAACACUAUGCGCGCAAAGGAGUUUUGUGGGAAGUUCAAGGAAACAGCAGCGAUGAGAUUAGUCCUAGAUUAUACCAGGAGGUUGAAAGAAGAUUCGCAGAUAUAUGA
Messenger RNA from Sclerotinia borealis F-4128, 804 nucleotides. The record is from the annotation of a GenBank genome assembly. NCBI's taxonomy places the organism in Eukaryota, Fungi, Ascomycota, Leotiomycetes, Helotiales, Sclerotiniaceae.